This is a messenger RNA of Lingula anatina, 1728 nucleotides long. RefSeq lists its product as uncharacterized. The record is from RefSeq and is a predicted model, not a curated record. Lineage: Eukaryota; Metazoa; Brachiopoda; Lingulata; Lingulida; Lingulidae.
CGGAAACAACCAAUAGUCGAUAUAAGCUCAGCUCAAGAAAUAUAUCUUAAAAACAGGGCGACCGGGAAGAGAGAAUCCAGUUUUAUUAAAAUACCAGUUGGAUGUAUGAGACAAAAGCUGUGGGAUUUUUACUUAAAAGACCCCAGUGGUACAGGGAGUGGUCUAAAGAUUUGACUGCGAAGUUGCUGAGCCGUCCCGCUGACGCAGACCUUUUUACAAUGCAGUCGGUGUGAUUAUUCAAAGUAAAUGUAGGCUGCAGAUGUUGACACACGGUGACAGAUUUAAAUAGACAUUGUGACACACGGUUGUGGUUUUAUUUUCAACGGAUUUUUGCCUCCUGAUAUCGUCACUGAGCUCACCUGUGAAAACUGCGGACUGAUCUGUCCUGAUCUUUAUUACAAGAAUGUGUAUAGGUAUUUGACGUCCUGUCGCGAGGUAGGCGGUCUAGUGGACGUGCAUGUAUUACGAUCUGAAGUUCGAUUAGUCAUCGAUAUAUCAGGAUAUAAUACACACAUGACCUGCUGUGAUUCCAUUACUCGAGUUAUGUGUCGUUUGCCACUUCAGGAUAAUGUAGUGACCGGGUCUGUCACACUAUGACACCUCGGUUGACACCUUGGGCUAUAUCUGGCAUACAAAUACAGCUUGGAUUUUUCUGUAGGGUUAUAAUACUAUACGUGCUAGCUGGAUUUGCGUCAGAAUUUGUCGGAGGACAGGAAGGCGGGACAUUGUGCUCUCCCACCUGUCCCCCUGAACUAUGCAGUCGGCAAGACAGCACUGCCGUAUUUGUCUGUAUGGCGAAGAGGAAACUACGGCCUAGAUACCAGCCCAAGAGACAAGACAUUUUGCAUAAUAACCUUCAUGGGAGAGCAGUGUCACAAAGAAAGUUCAUGACAUUACAUGACGUGCUAGCAAGUGCACUUCAUGUGAAUCAAAACUACAAAACAAGAGAGAAAACAACGGACAACGCAAAACUGCACAGUGAUAGAGAUUCAGAUUAUAAUAAUGCUCUUGCUUUCAGAACAGAGGCAUCUGAGAGUAGUAGUAAAAAGCACGCCAAUAAAAAACGUCCAAGUAAUGUGCCGAGUAUUGCAGUACUGAAGCAUCGAAUAUAUCGUCGAAGUGAUACGUAUAACGAAGAAUCGUCAAAUGAGCGACCGGGAAAAGACGGAAACCUUGACGAGGACCCUAUGGCCAGAACAGGAGAAACCCAGUACUUAAUUAACAAUGUUGUGGACCACGAAGACUGGACAAUAAUUGCCAUUAUUAUUUGCGUUGUAGUUGUGAUAUUUGGUGUAAGUUUUUCGUGUGCGCUUAUCUGUGCCUAUAUGCAAAAUAAACAUAAUGAUAAGUUUAUCGUGACGAAGGAAAGAAAUGGCGUCGAUGCGAUUGCUGAGUUUUACCACGAAUCAUACGUUUAAUUUUUUAAAUUCUUAUUUAUUUUACUUAUUUAUUUAUUAUUGUAUUUAUUCAUUCAUUUAUUUAUUUGCAAUACGGGAAGUUUCUAGUCAGGUUGAACAGGUAUGACCAGAAAGUUUUUUUAAAUUUAUAAGAGAAAUAUCUUAUUGCUUGUAGAUAAUAUACCUGUAGCUCUGACACUUCAUCGAUUAACUUGCCCGUGGUCUCGAAACCACCGACUUUUGUGUAUUUAAUCAAAGUUUGUCAAUUAUCAAUUGCUGAUUGUUUCCGAUUUCCUAUUCAUAAAAAUAAUAAAAGUUAUUUUUAACAUUA